UCAAUGUUUUCUAGAAAUGUCCGCUUCCAAGUAGACAUCAGCCCAGCGCCUGGGGAGCGGGACACAGCAUCUGCAACAACAUUUUGUCUAACAUUUACUCUUGUAUCAGGUUAGUGCUCACUGUCAACGCUGAUUAGAGCUUACAUUUGGCAAGUUCCUAUCAAUGUAUUGUAGCAUUCACUCUCACAGUAAAAGAAAAGGGAAGUGGGGUGGAAGAGAGUGAAGCAAGCAUUUUUGCUGCUUCUUAAGACUGAUUACAAAACCUAAAAUUUUAUCAAUUUUUAAAGCCUUUUUUUUCUAAAUGUAUGCAGAGAAAUUUUAAAACCAUAUUUUUUCUGUUCAAACUUCAAUUUUUUAAACCAUUUUUCCUAACCAGAAUUUGAGUGCAGUUAAGAAUGCUUAGACUGUUUGCAAACUAUAUUUCAUUUUUUAAAUUAUUGUUAUUUUUUUCAUUACUGUAAUUAAACUUAAUUUAAGAUUAAAAAGUUGCUAUUUAUAUGUUUGCUUUCCCAUUGUAACAUUAAUUUUAAAAAUAAUGAUAUGAGCAAGCUUUUAAUAUCACCAUGGUUAGCUGGGAAUAAUUCAGUGCCAACAAAUUUGCAAAAGUAGAUCUAUGUGCAAAAUUAGGGAAACACUAAUCUUGGGAUCAAUAAUUUCAACAAAUAAAACAAGUUUACUUUUCUAAGGACUUUUUAGCUUAUGUAAAUUUUGGUAUAAUUUUAUUAUAAAUAAAGAUAUAUUUAAUAAGCCUUCUUAAGUUGGUACCAGAUUGCAAUAUUAAUAUAACAAAUACUAUAAUUUAGGCCUAUUAUCAAACUGUAUAAUUUGGCAACAGUUCAUUAAGUUGUUUUUUUAUCAGGUCCAUCUCGUCGUUUCCGUCGUGUGUGUGAGCACCUCCAGGCACUCAUGUCAUCACCACGAGGAGAAAACCACAGAAAAAUUAGCACAGAUAGCACUGUGUCCUAUUGCUCAGAGCUUGUACCAGCUUCAUACUGUUCUUCUGCUAAAGAGAAUGGUGACACUGAUGUGAGUCAAAAUUAAUCUCUUUAAAUUAUAUGUGUGAUUCAGAGAGAUGCUUUCCUUCAUGACUGAGUUUUUUUCAUAGUGGUGCACUUUGUCCAUCCUCACUGCCACUUGGGCAAAAACUAAUUGUUUACCCUGAGAUAGAAAAAUUUGCUCAGCCUGUAAAAUAAUAAUUAAAAGCAGUGAUAUCUUGUGUUAUAUAUAGCUUCAUGUUGACAUAAAAUAAUUUUUGCUAUUUUUGUUGUCCAGUCUCACGACAGAGAAAGAAAACCACCAUUACCACCAAGAAAUCGAGACAUGACUAAACCUGUCAGUAGAAAAGCCCUAGCAGAAAACUCUAACCGUGAUAAAGUCUGA
Messenger RNA from Lymnaea stagnalis (great pond snail), 1380 nucleotides. Lineage: Eukaryota; Metazoa; Mollusca; Gastropoda; Lymnaeidae. The record is from the annotation of a GenBank genome assembly.